AUGAGUACUGAAGAAGAUUCAGCUUCGAAAGCAAUGAUCCUAUUGAUGGGUCUAAGAAGAUGUGGUAAAUCCUCAAUUUGUAAAGUUGUUUUUCAUAAUAUGCAGCCUUUGGAUACCUUAUAUCUCGAAUCUACCUCUAGUCCUUCCAUGGAACACUUUUCGACGUUGAUUGACCUUGCAGUAAUGGAACUUCCAGGUCAAUUAAAUUACUUCGAGCCAAGUUAUGAUUCAGAGAGGCUCUUCAAAAGUGUAGGUGCUUUAGUUUAUGUCAUUGAUUCCCAAGAUGAAUAUAUGAAUGCUAUCACUAAUCUAGCUGUAAUUAUCGAAUAUGCCUACAGGGUAAAUCCAUCUAUUAAUAUCGAAGUUUUGAUUCAUAAGGUUGAUGGGUUGAGUGAAGAUUACAAAGUAGAUGUCCAAAGAGAUAUCAUGCAACGUACAGGAGAAGAACUUCUAGAACUGGGUUUAGAUGGUGUACAAGUAUCAUUCUAUCUCACUUCCAUUUUUGAUCAUUCUAUUUAUGAAGCAUUCUCAAGAAUAGUGCAGAAGUUGAUUCCAGAGAUAACUUAUCUAGAAAAUAUGCUAGACAAUUUGAUCCAGCAUUCGAAAAUUGAAAAAGCAUUUCUGUUCGACAUUAACUCUAAGAUAUAUGUCUCAACAGAUUCUAAUCCUGUGGACAUUCAGACCUACGAGGUUUGCGCUGAAUUUGUGGAUGUAACCUUGGAUUUGUUCGACUUAUACAAGACACCUAAUGAAAAUAAUGAUCAAGCUGUUACGAGAAAAGCCAAUAGGGAACGUCCUCGUGAAUUAAAGAAUAUUGCAGAACUAGAAAAUGGUGUAACCAUUUACUUCAGACAAAUGAUUCGCGGCUUGGCUUUAGUAGCAUUGAUAAGAACAAACGGUUCCGACAAGGAUAGCUGCUUGACUAUUAUGGACUACAAUGUAGAUAUCUUUGAGAAAGGUUUAGAAGAGAUAUGGGCGAAUUCUGCUAAUAAACAACAAGCUCUAUCCUUAGAAUAA
Messenger RNA from Kazachstania africana CBS 2517, 1017 nucleotides. It is a transcript of the gene GTR2, whose product is annotated as Gtr2p. Gene Ontology annotation, biological process: cellular response to starvation; positive regulation of TOR signaling; cellular response to amino acid stimulus. The record is from RefSeq and is a predicted model, not a curated record. The transcript has a single exon. Gene Ontology annotation, molecular function: GTPase activity; GTP binding. NCBI's taxonomy places the organism in Eukaryota, Fungi, Ascomycota, Saccharomycetes, Saccharomycetales, Saccharomycetaceae. Bases 1 to 1017 code for a protein of 338 amino acids. Gene Ontology annotation, cellular component: nucleus; Gtr1-Gtr2 GTPase complex; fungal-type vacuole membrane.